Molecule: messenger RNA, 303 nt
Organism: Sphenostylis stenocarpa
Lineage: Eukaryota; Viridiplantae; Streptophyta; Magnoliopsida; Fabales; Fabaceae
Source: the annotation of a GenBank genome assembly
AUGAAACUCUCCGUCACCGUUGCCGAUCAUACCGUCGUCGACUCUGUUGGCGGCGUCGUUGAUAAAUCGUUGUAUACUUCCCUCGAUAAUUCCAAAUUCCCAACUGGUCGAACCAAAUCAGAGUCUUCUUCUCCCGUGCGGGCUUCUUGCUUCAGAACUUCUGCAAUAUUUUAUGGAAGCUUCCUUGAAGCCUUUGGACUUUGUGAAAGUUGCGAUAGUAAAGAAAAAUUUCUGAGGAAGGGGUCUGUUUUUGGAAUUUGCAUGGGUGAUCGAUCAAUCGAGUCACUUUAUGAUACAAAAUGA